Molecule: messenger RNA, 857 nt
Organism: Lactuca virosa
Lineage: Eukaryota; Viridiplantae; Streptophyta; Magnoliopsida; Asterales; Asteraceae
Source: the annotation of a GenBank genome assembly
CCGGUGUAAGUGGAUCGUAUCCAUUUUAUUGCUCCUUUCUCAGCCAUUCCAAAAGCAUCCUCCACCGCCAUCGUGUGCCGAUUGAACAUCGACGAUCGAGCGAUUGUCGCCACAUCCACAGUCAUCUUAUCGACCUUACCCCAUCGGCUUCUACCGCCUCAGACCGUUCUUCUUGACGCUUCCGCUGCCUCUAUGUGUCCUCCUCUUUCUGGCUGACGAAACAACGGGAGAAUUAAGUGAGAUGUAAGGAGGAUAAAAGGAAGUUGAACACACUCCUGUAUCAUCGAUGUAGGAACCGGAAGACAUACUACCGUCGGUUUUGAUGAAUCGAUUGUCUAGGGUGUUUUUUUAAUGUUUUGUAUACGAUUUCUGGUGACAAAUGGGUGGAAAGCGGACGCCAUCGACAUCGGAACACCACAACUUGCAACACAGUGGUUAACGACGACCUUUCUUCCAAUCUCGAUUUGGGGGAUACAUGUUUGAAUCUGUCACUUAUUGACUUUCAACUUAUCGAUGUGAAAGAAUGAAAACCUAUGCUUAUGUGUUCCUGUAUCAAAUGGCAAACUUUGCAUAUUAGAAACCUAUUUAAAUCCAUUGAUGAGUAUGAAGGUGAAGAUCCUCUACAACCAUGGCUUCAGUGCUCAUUCAAAAAGGUUACAAUAGUCCAGCCACUGAUGUGUAAAUACAUAGAACAUGCCCCGAUGCAGGUAGAAUUGAAGUUUGAACAUCGAAAUAGUAAAGAUUGUAACUCCGGUCCUCAGUAUGAGUGGCAACUGUACAUGUUCACUACAAGGAUAAACAAGGUGGCUUUUACAUUCUGUCACAAUAAUAAUAUUUGGAGAAACAGGUCAUUAUAA